ACUGUGCGACGUCUACGAUGCUUGCUUGUAGUUUGGAACUUACAGCAUAAAGUGCCGGGCUUCGCUGAGAGUCAUCUCUCCCCGUCUCCACGUCCAGUGUGGUUCUGCUCCAAGAUGUCCGUUGCACCGUCCCACCUUCCGGCUGACGAUGGAAGCACGGACAGCCACAGCCCUUCAGAUGAGGAGUGCGAGCGCUGCGUGGUGUGCCUGACGUGGAGUGCCCGGCCCUCGCGCGGCGGGGUGAGCUGCAGCCGCUGCCAGGACGAGUUCUACUGCGGGGACAAGCACCGCACGCAGCACCUUGCCGCCCACAAGAAGGUGUGCUUCCAGCCCAAAGGCCUCCAGGCCCCAGCGGGGGUGUGCGCUGUGUGUGGUCGCAAGGGCUCACUCUGCGCGCGCUGUGGCCUGGCCUCCUACUGCAGCAAGGCGCACCAGAAGCAGGACUGGUCGCGGCACAAGCUGAGCUGCAAGAGGGCCGAAGAGGAGACCCCCGGGGAGAAUGAUGAUGGACCGGCGUUGGGCUUGACCGCGCUACCCAAGGAGCUGCUGCUGGCAGUGUGCGCGCUGCUCGGCCCCUACGACCUGGUGCGGCUGGGCCAGGUGAGCCGCGCGCUGCGGUCCGUGGCCCGGGACCCCGCCGCCUGGCAGCACGUGACCUUCCCCGAGAGGAAGCCCGAGGCCGACGCGGCCCUGGACCACGCGGGCCACUCCGUGCUGCACAUGCUGCACCUGGAACGGACCACCACCAGUGCGCUGGGCCGGGACGCGGGGUACGGCGUGCUGCGGGUGGCGCCCGCCCUGGGCACGCUGCGCAUCAUCCACGGGUGGCCGCCCGUCAACCUGCUGCGCUUCACCCGCCGCGUGCGCACGCUGGAGCUGCAGUGGACCGAGAUCAGCGGCCAGGCUCAGAUCGGGGACGGCUUCGGCGCGGAGCGCUUGCGGCGCGUGCUGAGUCACUACCGUGGCCAUCUGCAGGUGCUGCGGUUGGCUCGCAUCGACGACGUCGCCACGCUGCACUUCAUCGACGGCCUGGGGCUGCGGGAGCUGCGCUUGGGCGAGUGCGUGGUCAGGACGUACGGCGCGGAGGGCUCGGUCCAGGGCGUGGCCACGUUGAGCGUGGGCUCCAACGUUACCGAGGAGGUGGUGUUGGAGCUCCUGAAGCCCUGCGUGGACACCCUCACCACUUUCGAGGUCAAGUCGCGGCUGCUGGACUUCUGCGGCUGGGCGUUCCGUGAGCCCCAGGAGGCCCUGCUGCCGGCGCUGCGACGCUGCCCCCGCCUGGUGUCGGUGGACGUGCCGGCCGAUUGGUUCGUGCGCGGCUACCUGGGCGACUUGUCCGGCCUCGACACGCUCAAGCUCAUCGACCUGGGCACGCAGAAGCACGCCGACGUGGAGAGGGCGCUGGCAGCCUUCCCGCUGGCGCGCAACAUCAAAGUGCUCACAGCGUCGCUGGCCUUCAUGGCUCAUCGCGGAUUGGUGAUGAUGGUGGCCGACGCCUUCCCGCGGCUGCAGGCCCUCUGCCUGGCCUUCGACUCGGACAGCGACGACCCGACCAUGGACGCCAUCACCAACGGCAUGGGCGAGGCGCUCCCCGACGCGCCGCGCGACCUGGCCGCCAUCCUGGACCAACGCCUGCCCGACUUGGAGGUGCUGUGGUUGUCGGAGGUGCGCGUGCCCAGCACGGUGUGGGCGGGGCUCGCGUCCGGCCUGCUGCCGAAACUACGCGAGCUGCAACUACAGGAAGUCCAGCUAACGCCUCAGGGCGCGGCCGCCCUCUUGGCGCUGCGUGCCGCGCGGCCCGCUCUGUGCGUCCAGGAGCACGGAGUCACCGCGGCGCGGCGGCCACAGGACGACGGUGUUUGGAACAUGUUCGGGGAAGCGGACGACGUGGAUCCGUUUCGGUGCCAUGAGCCUGUCUGCGCCGCGCCCUCCGACUGCGAGGACGAGGACCCCGUCACCACCGAAGACGAGGACAGCAACGACGAAGACAGCAGCGGCGGCGGCAUCAACGACGACGACAUCAGCGACGAAGACAGCACAUUCGUAGACAUCGACGAAGACAUCAGCGACGAAGACAUCAGCGACGAAGACAGCAGUGGCGACGACAGCAACGACGAAGACAGCAUCGGCGAAGACAGCAACGGCGAAGACAGCGACAAUUAGGGAGGUCACCGCACUGCCUGCUCGGCGUCGUGUGCCACCCUGGCCUCGAAGGCGUGACCCGCUUGCGAGGCCCCUCGCGUGCUAAUAAAUGUCACAGCCACUAGAUAUACCAGGCGAUGACUUCGCGGAGGGCGCACCUGACAAGAUGUUGUGAUGAAGGACAAAUAUUGGCGUUUUGUUUUGCGUAGUGUCAAAGUCAAUAUUCGUGAAAACUUUUUAAAUUUAGUCUUUUUACUUUGUGUAUUUGUAAUAUUGAUUGAAAUAAAUCCAGUGUAUUCUUA
Thrips palmi is the source of this 2444-nucleotide messenger RNA. RefSeq lists its product as uncharacterized. The coding region runs from base 115 to 2163 and encodes 682 amino acids. The record is from RefSeq and is a predicted model, not a curated record. Gene Ontology annotation, molecular function: protein binding. Lineage: Eukaryota; Metazoa; Arthropoda; Insecta; Thysanoptera; Thripidae. The transcript is spliced from 10 exons.